This is a messenger RNA of Aegilops tauschii subsp. strangulata, 2631 nucleotides long. Its product is annotated as phospholipase A1 EG1, chloroplastic/mitochondrial-like. NCBI's taxonomy places the organism in Eukaryota, Viridiplantae, Streptophyta, Magnoliopsida, Poales, Poaceae. Gene Ontology annotation, molecular function: glycerophospholipid phospholipase A1 activity. Gene Ontology annotation, cellular component: chloroplast. The record is from RefSeq and is a predicted model, not a curated record. Gene Ontology annotation, biological process: lipid metabolic process.
AUGGCCGUCGCACCGAGCUCGCCGACGCAGCGCCUCCGCGCCUGUAUGCCGCCGGCGGCAGCCUCCGCCACGCAUGUCGCGCUGCGCGCUAGCAACGAGCCGCACAAGGCAGCAGCGACAACCGCGACGACGGUGGCCGUCCCCGUGCCCACUGCUGUUGUGGCGCCUGCGGAUAGGCGUUCCGACGCCCAGGUCGCGGCGCCGUCGUUGGCGUGCACGUGGGAGGACGUGCAUGGCGCCGACGACUGGCGAGGGCUGGUGGAGCCGCUCCACCCGCUGCUCCGCGCCGAGGUCGUCCGGUACGGGGAGCUCGUCGGCGCGUGCUACCGCGCCCUGGAUCUCAACCCAAGGUCGAAGCGGUACCUCAACUGCAAGCACGGGAAGAGGCAGAUUUUGCAGGCCGUCGGCAUGGCCGACGCCGGGUACCAAGUAACCAAGUACAUCUACUCAGCCCCUGACGUGACCCUGCCAAUGGGGAUCUGCCGUCCCUGCAGCAAGAGCCGGUGGAUCGGCUACGUGGCCGUCGCGUCAGACAGAGAGGCGGGGCGGCUCGGCCGGCGGGACAUCCUAGUCUCCUUCCGCGGCACCGUGACCUGCUCGGAGUGGCUGGCCAACUUCAUGAGCGCGCUCGCUCCGGCGCGGUUUGACCCGGCCGACCCACGCCCCGACGUGAGGGUCGAGUCGGGGUUCCUCUCCCUCUACACCUCCGACAACGGCACCGGCAAAUUCACCGCCGGGAGCUGCCGCAACCAGCUGCUCUCCGAGAUUUCCCGUCUCAUCGCGGAGCACAAGCAAGAAGACAUGAGCAUAACCCUCGCGGGCCACAGCAUGGGGAGCUCCCUUGCGCUCCUACUCGGCUAUGACCUCGCCGAGCUCGGCAUGAACCGUGGCGUCCACGGCGGUGCAAUCCCCAUCACGGUCUUCUCCUUCGGGGGGCCGCGUGUUGGCAACCUCGAGUUCAAGAACCGGUGCGACGAGCUCGGCGUCAAGGUACUCCGAGUUGCCAACGCGAACGACCCGGUCACCAAGAUGCCCGGUGUCCUCUUCAACGAGAGUGCUAGGGUUCUGGGAGGGCGGUACGAGAUGCCGUGGAGCAAGGCUUGCUAUGCGCACGUCGGCGUUGAGGUCGCCCUCGACUUCUUCAAGGCCGGGGACAUCGCUUGUGUACACGAUCUGGAGGUAUAUAUCGACCAGCUCCUAAAGAUCCCUAAGGUCGACGUCGCCACAGCUUCCUCGGUGAAUAGGGUUCCAUCUAUGUUUGAGUCCUGGAGAUGGCAAAUGGCGAUGAUUCGUGCCGGAGAGUGGCUGCGCGCGCUAGGAAUUUGAUGUGUCGAUUUGUCAAUGCAUAAUUUGAUUUUAUGCAUGUCCAUCACUGCAGCCGCCUCAACGAAUAGUGAUAUGAUCGAAAUUGUGAAUCAUGCAGCUGCGCACCUAUAUAAUCGGGGAUGCAUGAAGAGAGCUGAUGAAACUAGGAGUUCCUCCAGAUCGGAUGUAUACUUUUUACAUGUAAAUCAACUCAAAUCGACGGGACAUAUGAAGAUAUAUACAUAUGCAUGACAUGUUUAAUUAUACUAGACUAGAUAUAAUGAAGGGAGAUGUAAUUUCACUUCAACUGUAAUAAGAUAUUAAUUUUAUAUGUACCAAUAUUAGGAUUUCGGACUCAUUGGUAAGUUUACUAGUUUCAAACACUAUUUAUAAUGUUCUUCCUCUUUUUAGCCUUAAAUAGCUGGAGAUAAUGCUCUAAAAAUAUUAUUACAUUAAAAAUGAUGAUUUUAAAUCGAAUUUACCAUCAUAAAUGUUAAAACAAGGCGUAGAAAAGGUUUUAAGUACUACUAGCACAUAUGCCCGUGCGUUGCAACGGGAGAAUUAAUUGAUGUGUCCACCGAAAUAACCAUGCUAAUGGCCCAACAACAUCUGGUGCCAGCGAAAAUUCAUAUAAGUAGUACUACAUUAAGAAGCAUGCUACACAUACAAUACUUUUGGUGUGGUUUUUGUACGAUGAUUUCGAUCUUAAAGAACCUGAUUUUCAAAAUUUUCAUACAAAGCCAUUAUUUUCUAAGUUGAAGCAAUGCUUGAAAUUUGCAUCAAGUCGUAAAAAAAUCUUAAUAAAAGGGUUUUGUUAAACGUGUUUUGGGCCAUCUCUUCGUACGCUUGAAGAUCAAUAAAAGAAUGUCUACGUCUGAGCGAAACGACCCUAGUUCGUUGCAUGCCAAAAAAAUUGAAGCCGAAUGAUGGACGGUUUUUUCUUUUCUGUUAUUAUUCUUUACGUAUGAAAAAAUGGGAGUAAGAAACAUACGUUAUAUAUAUAGGUAUAGAAAAGAAAACUACUGACUAAGUGUGCACCAUAAACACAAUUUUAAAAAUUACUAACAUGUAAGAUAAUAUCAUAUUUAGAAUCUACCCAUUUUUCUGAGCGAUUUUCAUAUAUAAAAUGCUAGAUUUGGAGUUAGCGUUUGAAAGAUAGGAAUAUUUCAAAAAAUACUUGAAUUUGUGGAAAAAAGUUUCAAAAGUAGCUGGGCCAAGACAAUAUCAUAUUUAGAAUCUACACAUUUUUCUGAUAGAUUUUCAUAUAUAAAAUGCUAAUUUGGAGUUAGCAUUUAAAAGAUAUGAAUAUUUCAAAUAAUAUUUGAA